This is a messenger RNA of Microthlaspi erraticum, 873 nucleotides long. NCBI's taxonomy places the organism in Eukaryota, Viridiplantae, Streptophyta, Magnoliopsida, Brassicales, Brassicaceae. The record is from the annotation of a GenBank genome assembly.
AUGGGUAGGAAAAAGAAAUCUUCGACAACAGAGGAAGAUGACAUUGGGAUGGAUACUGAUGGGCCAUCCUGUGAAACAAGCCUUUACGAGGUUAUUGGAGUUGAGAGAAGAGCUACUUCACAGGAGAUAAGGAGAGCAUAUCAUAAAUUGGCAUUGCGGCUUCACCCAGAUAAAAAUCCGGAUGAUGAGGAAGCUAAAGAGAAAUUCCAGCAGCUGCAGAAAGUCAUGUCGAUUUUAGGGGAUGAAGAGAAAAGAGCAGUCUAUGAUCAAACCGGCUCAGUUGAUGAUGCUGAUCUUUCUGGCGAUGCAUUUGAGAACUGGAGGGAUUUCUUCCAGGCAAUGUACAAGAAGGUCACCGAAGCAGAUAUUGAAGAGUUUGAGGCAAACUACAGGGGAUCUGAGUCAGAGAAGAAAGACUUAAUUGAGCUGUUCAACAAGUUUAAGGGUAAAAUGAACAGGCUGUUCUGCUCAAUGCUUUGCGCUGACCCCAAGCUUGAUUCACACCGUUUCAAAGCCAUCCUUGAUGAGGCCAUUGCAGCAGGAGAAGUGAAAUCAAGCAAGGCAUAUGAGAAGUGGGCAAAGAAAAUUUCAGAAUCGAAGCCGCCUCCAUCCAGGAAGAAGAAGCAGAAGUCAGCAAAAGAGUCAGAGACAGAUCUUGCCACGUUGAUUUUGCAGCGGAGAGAUGAGAGGAAAGGUAAAGUGGAUUCAAUGUUUUCAUCACUCAUCUCUAGGUAUGGUGGUAAUGCGGAAGCAGAGCCCAGUGAAGAAGAAUUCGAAGCUGCCAAGAGAAGGAUUGAAAACCGGAGACCAUCUAAGAAGUCCAAAGGAAAUGUUCUUCACCGGAAACAAAUGUCUUCAGGACAGACUCAAUAG